UUAUUGGUUUCCUCUUUGGUUUGUAAAGCCUGUUUUGGGACCUGCGGCCUGGAGAUUUCUAAGAGAUUUGGGAGGGAUGAAAUCUCCACUCCUGGGCCCAUGUUUUGAGAGCAGCCAGCGUGCUGAUUGCACAGGUGUGUGCAGGCCUUUUUGUGGAGGCCAGGCCAUGAUUCUGGGCUCCACCCCGGCAGACAGGAGUCAGGAGGGCUCCACCCUGGCAGACAGGAGGUAUCUGCCUUGGAGUCAGGUGGGCUUCACCAAGGAGAGUGGCCAGCUGUGUGCGAGGGCCAUCAUUUGGGAAGAGUCUGCAGGAGACAGACAUUGAACUGCAUACAAGCCAGGAGGCUGAAUCUUUGUUGGUACUGCUUGAUGGUGGAUACCCCUGCGUGGGAAGCAUUUUUGUUGAACUUUUUCUUUUAAAUAAAAUUGGGCCAAAAGGCCCUUAAAGAAGCGAGUUGCUGUGUGCUUAAACAAGAAAAGCUCUACCAUUUUGAAGCGAGUUCCCACAUA
This is a messenger RNA of Staurois parvus, 510 nucleotides long. The record is from the annotation of a GenBank genome assembly. NCBI's taxonomy places the organism in Eukaryota, Metazoa, Chordata, Amphibia, Anura, Ranidae.